UCAGUUGCAUGGGCUCGCCACGGACCGGGUCGUUGUCGGGAGUGGACAACGCGGCUGUCGACAGUUACGAUGCGCCGCACGUAGUAUCGGGCGAACUUUCACUCGCGGUCGACGCAAUGGACGCCGUCGUCCACGUGGACGAGCGUUGUUGACGCGCCCGUAGCCAGGGGAUGGCGGCGCGUGAGAGCAGGCUCGAGUCCGUGGCGGAUCCCUGCCCGGUGAAUCCACGUAGGAUCGGCCCGCAGAACGUGGUGGUGCGCCUGCGGCGCCGGGAGACGAUGGGCUGCCCGUACCCGGGCACCCACGUGCACUGCGCCCGGCAGUUCUACCAGAACGUCUUCCCCAACUUCACGGUGAUGAACGUGGAGAAGCCGCCGUGCUUCCUGCGCAAGUUCAGCCCGGACGGCAGGUACCUGGUGGCGUUCAGCGCGGACCAGACGUCGAUCGAGGUGUACGAGUACCGCGGGGCCCCGGCCGCCGCGGACCUGCUGGCCGACUGCGAAGGCGAGUACACCGGCCACAAGAGCGACGACUGUAGCUUUCACAUACGAAGUAAUAUCUUCGCGCGAUUUUUCAAGGUGAAGUGGAUUAUAAAUGUAGUUGAAAGCAACCAGCAAUUGAACAGAGAAUGCAGUCUCUUCACCGACGACGCUCGGUACGUAAUCGUUGGCUCGGCCGCUCACAUUCCCGAGGAGUUGAGGCCACACUUUUAUCAGAUUUACUCCAAUAACGAGGCACUGACACCGAACCCUAGAUCACCGCUGGAAGAUUACAGCUUGCACCUUGUUGAUUUGAGGGGUGGAAAGUUGUGCGACACCAGACAUUUUAAAGUCGACAAAAUUUAUUUGUCACAUAAUCAAGGUUUAUAUUUGUACAAAGAUAUAUUAGCGGUCUUGUCUGUACAGCAUCAAACCAUACAUAUCUUUCAAAUUCUUGACGGCAUGUUUAUAAAUGUCAGGACGAUAGGAAGAUUUUGCAUGGAGGACGAUGCGUAUUUAGUGACGAGUGCUUUUCCUGGGAUUAACUGUCGACCGUUUAAGGAUAUUGCUAUUAAUAGCUUGAAACACAGAUUGUUAGUAUAUUUGUACAAAAGAGCAGAAUAUAUAAGCUACGUGACCAAUGAUCCUUAUGAACUCAGAAGAUUUUAUCAGUAUUUCGAUCAGCUAAAUUCGCUACGAAUGUGGAAGAUGCAGCUGUUAGAUACGAAUCACAUCCUGGUGAGGUAUGCGAGCGAGGAGGUGGCGACGUUGCAGGCGAACGAACCGAACGCGCAGCCGGCGCUAUUGGUGGUUUACGAUAUGGUUACGACAAAAAUUUUGGCGGCUUACGACAACGCGUCGACCCAGUUGUUAACGCAAUUCGAGAACUUCAGCGACUUCUUCAGGAAUGCCAGAAUGAGCACGGACUGCCAGUACAUGUGUUCGCCGUCUAAUAACAUUUACGCAAGAUUGUUGCAGCAGAGAUUCAAGCAAACGAUAAUAAGCGCUAGAUACGGAGGCGUUACCGAAGCCACGAAGAGGCUGCUCGCUCAGCUACCGAUAUGCGCACAAUCGUACUCGAGUUCUCCGUACCUCGACCUGUCGUUAUUUUGUUACGACGACAAAUGGGUGUCCAUGAUGGAACGUCCGAAAGCAUGCGGGGAACAUCCAAUACGCUUCUAUGCACGUGAUUCGGGUCUCUUAAAAUUCAGGAUGUACGCCGGCAUGCUGGGACGUACGGCACCAACGGCUGCGAGACGAUUAGUCGCGUUCACGUUCCAUCCAACGGAUCCAUUCGCAAUUUCGGUGCAACGUACGAACGCAGAAUAUAUUGUUAGUUUUCAUGUCAGGCACGUUUAGAGAGAGAGAGAGACGUCUUCCUUUUCCCGACACGUGUAAAUUUUACUGAUAUGUACAUACUGAAAUAUGAUACGGUUUUCUUACGUUUCAUAAGAAUUGUUGGAGAUCGCUGCCGCUAAAGUACAAAAUGGAUUUUGUUUUUUGAACAAAACUUAUGCCUGUAUUUCAAAAUUCACUAUCGGUGUUACCUACACAGCAUAAAAUAUUUCUUGUGGGUCGUUUUUUGAAACAUUCCAAUUAAAUAUUUUAGAAAUAUUUCGCAAAUAUUUGUAAAACGCUUUUUAAAAUACAUUGAAACUUUACAAAAAUAUUCUAGAAAUAUUGUAAGAAAUAUUUCAAUUGAAACAUUUCAAAAAUUCUGAUUUCUUUGACAUAAUUCCGAAAAUAUUUCAAAUUUUGCCAUGAAAUAUUUCGGAUGUAUUUCUGAAAUAUCUUAUUUCUGUGUAGGUAAGGAUUUACAGCCAUACGUAAUUUACGUAACACAAAGAAGAGAUUUUUAGCGCUGAUAAUAAAUUUUGAAAUACCCAUGUUACAGCGCGAUCAUACAAAGUUAAAUUCAAUGACUAUCGACUGUUAGCGUGUAAGACAAUGCAAUGUAGGUUUAAUAUACUUUUAAUACGAUUAAACAUCGAAAAUGAUGAGAUUUUUAAAAAUGCGAAA
This is a messenger RNA of Wasmannia auropunctata (little fire ant), 2498 nucleotides long. RefSeq names its product DET1 homolog (gene abo). Gene Ontology annotation, molecular function: ubiquitin protein ligase binding; ubiquitin-like ligase-substrate adaptor activity. NCBI's taxonomy places the organism in Eukaryota, Metazoa, Arthropoda, Insecta, Hymenoptera, Formicidae. The record is from RefSeq and is a predicted model, not a curated record. The transcript has 8 exons. Gene Ontology annotation, biological process: protein ubiquitination; positive regulation of proteasomal ubiquitin-dependent protein catabolic process. The coding region runs from base 171 to 1838 and encodes 555 amino acids. Gene Ontology annotation, cellular component: nucleus; cullin-RING ubiquitin ligase complex.